AUGAUUGCAUUGGAAUCUUUUGGUCAUCUGCUAAGACAAUGCUUUGGAAACUCCGUAAUACCCGAUAAAUUAAUGAUAGCUUUACUGGGUGGGGUGGAUAGUGUUUGUUUAGCUUACUUAUUAACGAAAUAUCGUGAGAUUUAUCAUCCAAAGUUGCAAAUUUCUGCUAUAACUGUUGACCAUAGAUAUAGAGAUGGUUCAACUGAAGAAGCUAAAUCUAUAGGUUCAAUGGUACUGGAAUGGGGUAUUGAUCAUCAUAUUCAUACUUUAAACUAUGGUAAUUUGUCUUCAGGAAAUAUAUCCAAUUUUGAAGAAGUAGCUCGAAUGAAACGUUAUGAAGGUUUCCAGUCCACUUGUAAUAAACUUGAUAUUCUGGCUUUACUUGUAGCUCAUAAUUUCGAUGAUCAAUUAGAAACUUACAUGCAAAGGGUUCAACAGAAUUCAACUGUCUUUGGUUUAACUGGUUUAAAACGAAACAGUCUCAUACCUUUACAAGCCACCAGUCCAUUCACAGCUCAUCCUCCGAUAUCGGUUAUAAGGCCGUUAUUGGAUUAUAGUAAGAAAGAUAUCAUAGCUACCUGUGAAGAUAACGGAGUCACAUGGUUUGAAGAUCAUACUAAUAAAGAUAUAAGUUUAACUGAUAGGAAUUUAUAUAGGUAUUUGCUCAAUGAUUAUAUUCCUAAGAAAUUAGAGGUCAACCCCGAUAGUGAUCUUAAGUUGAUAGAUAGAGCCAGCUUAACCUCAGGAUACAAUCAAGCAGUGGAUUUGGCACAUUAUGCCCAUAAACAAGUUGAAUAUUUGAAUACCAAAUUGGAAUCUAAUAUUGAAAUCUUACCUGAACAUUCAAUGAUCAAACUAUCAAUGGAACCUUCGGAUAUUAAUGAUAAUGGACCUUUGGUUCUCGGAAGAUUCUUCUAUGAACUCAUGUACCCUAUUUCACCUUCUAAAAAUUAUCAUUGGUCAUUCUCCAAAAUACUCAAUAAUUUCAUUCCUAGAUUACUUGAUUUUAUCGCUAGCGAUAAACCUUCAGCAAAAUUCACAUACCUUAACGUUCUUAUGGAUAUCAAGAAACACCAAGAUCUCAUACACAUCAAAUUCACUCGUCAACCUAUCAUUAGACUAGAUGUUUCUGAAAUCAAACAAUCUUUCAACUCAUCCCAUUUACACCAAUGGAUACUUUUCGAUAGGAGAUACUGGUUAUACUUCAAAGCACAACAUCAAGACAUUAAUGAUAUCGAAAUCUUACCUUAUGAACCUAAACUUCAUAGAAAAUUACUUAUUGAUCAAUUUGGUGAUAGGAAAGUCCCAAAAAAAAUUACUCCUGGAACUCCUAUCAUUCUUGUAAAUAAAGAAUAUUAUGCUUUACCCACCUUCAAUUUAUCACCUUCGGUCAUUGAUAUUGAAUGGGCUUUAAAGGAUAAUAUUUACCACUAUAAAUAG
Molecule: messenger RNA, 1440 nt
Organism: Yamadazyma jaroonii
Lineage: Eukaryota; Fungi; Ascomycota; Pichiomycetes; Serinales; Debaryomycetaceae
Source: the annotation of a GenBank genome assembly